Fukomys damarensis (Damara mole-rat) is the source of this 4568-nucleotide messenger RNA. It is a transcript of the gene Ackr2, whose product is annotated as atypical chemokine receptor 2. The coding region runs from base 317 to 1531 and encodes 404 amino acids. NCBI's taxonomy places the organism in Eukaryota, Metazoa, Chordata, Mammalia, Rodentia, Bathyergidae. Gene Ontology annotation, cellular component: membrane. Gene Ontology annotation, biological process: G protein-coupled receptor signaling pathway; immune response; chemotaxis. Gene Ontology annotation, molecular function: chemokine receptor activity. The transcript has 7 exons. The record is from RefSeq and is a predicted model, not a curated record.
GAUCAGACCUCUCAUUACUGUGCUGCAGUUUAAAAUCAGGAACCUUCAGUGAAAGUGAUGGUGCUACCCUGGUAUGUGGGACCCCAGAGGAUGUCAUAUAUCAGAAAACCCAUUACACCGCCGGCACUCAGAGAAGAAACUGAAAAUGCCUGUGCAGCAAUAUCAGGGGCCACGGUCACCCAAGCAGCAGCUCGCCGUGCUAAUAAACGUCUGGAAGCUCAUGGCCACCACUCAGCACCUCCUGUCAUUGUAGAGGCCAAGAGCGAGUGCUGAAUGGCACCUGGCACCUGGCACCUGGCGGGAGAGGGCCCCCCCCAUGUGGAAGGCAUCACAGCUCCGCUGUGCUCAGAGAGCCCCAGCCCUGGGUGUGUCCCCUACAAUGGCCACCACUGCUUCCCCUGUCCCCCUCAGCACCGAGGAUGCUACUGCUGAGAAUAGCACCUCCUACUACGACUAUGACUACCUGGACUCGGCGGUGUUCCUGGUGUGCAGGAAGGAUGAUGUCCAGUCCUUUCGCCUUGUCUUCCUGCCAGUCUUCUACAGCCUGGUCUUCGGGCUGGGCCUGGGAGGGAACCUGCUGUUGCUUGUGGUCUUGCUCUGCUAUGUGCCCCACCGGCGGAUGACAGAGGUCUACCUGCUGAACCUGGCCAUCUCCAACCUCCUCUUUGUGGUGACUUUGCCCUUCUGGGCCAUCUCUGUGGUCUGGCAUUGGGUCUUCGGCAGUUUCCUGUGCAAGGUGGUGAGCACCCUCUACACCAUCAACAUCUAUAGCGGCAUCUUCUUCAUCAGCUGCAUGAGCCUGGACAGGUACCUGGAGAUCGUUCACGCUCAGCCCCUGCACAGGCUGAGGACCCGAGCCAAGAGCCGGCUCCUUGCUGCCCUGGUGUGGGCCAUGGCGCUGGCUGUCUCUGUCCCCGAGAUGGUCUUUGUGAGAGUACAUGAGGACCCUCAGGGAGAGUGGAGCUGCCACCCAGAUUUCGGGGGGCAUGGGGCUAACUGGAAGCUCUUCCUCCGCUUCCAGCUGAACGUGCUAGGUUUCCUCCUUCCCCUCUUGGCCAUGAUCUUCUUCUAUGCCCGCAUCCGCUGUGUCCUGGUCAGGCUGCAGCCCCGGGGCCGGGGCCGGGCGCUGAGGAUAGCGGUGACCCUGGUGGUGGCCUUCUUCACCUUCUGGUUUCCAUACAACCUCACCUUGUUCCUGUACUCGCUGCUGGACCUGCAGGUCCUUUGGGACUGCCAGAUCAGCCGGCACCUGGACUAUGCCAUGCAGGUGACUGAGAGCCUGGCCUUCCUCCACUGCUGCGUCACCCCCGUCCUCUACGCCUUUUCCAGCCACCGCUUCCGCCAGUGCCUGAAGGCUCUGCUGGUCACUGUGCUCCGAGGGUGCCUGGCGCCUGGCUUCACCCAGGCUUCACUGUCCAGGGGAUCUGAGAGCAGCAGUCUCACCACACAAGAGGACGUGACCGGCCUGAACGAACUGGCAGAGGGGCAGGCUGAGGGCUCCCUGAACCAGGAGGACAUGGGGAGUAACUGAGGCCAGGCCAUGCCAGCCUGGUGCAGGCCGAGGACACCGCUCGCGUGGGCUUCCGCCCAGAGCACCCUUCCUUGGGCCCCCAGUGGCCAAUCCUCAGCUUUCCGUGGCUUCUUCCCUUGGGCCUGGGGCCCCCCUGCACCCACCUGCGUGGCUGUCCCUGAGGCGUGCCAGCGGCUACAGCGAGUGCGGCACCCUUGGCCAUCUCACUGUCCUCCCGCCAAGUGACAGCCCGGGUCCCUGUGGAGAUCCUCCGAGGGCUCCUGGAACACCUGCCCCCCAGCCGGGCCACAACCCCCUCCUGCCUGUGCUGCUGGGACAUCCUUUCGUCUGAGCUGUUUCUCGGGACCCAGGCUCGUUCCCCAGGGAUUCCAGCAGUGCCCCUGUCCUGGCUGCUGUCCCAGGGAAGUGUGGCCUCUCCCUCUCCCCCUAGGCCUUGCCUCAGACGUCUCCUCUGUGAGAUGCCUGCAUCUGCCCUAUCGACACCCACCUCGCUGCCUCUGUCGUGUCUCUCCUUCUUCCUCUGCUUUGCUUCUCUGGACCUCUUAUCUCUUUCUUGUCUCGUGUUUCUCCCUGCUGUCCCCAGCCCCCAUUCCAGGUGAGCUCCAGGGCCAAGCACUGCACCUGGGAAGCCCUGGGAUGGCGCAGCUGGAUCUCUCUGCCCUGUGCUUGGGUGGAAGCUGGGCAGAACCAGGACUGAGAGCAGGACGGUUCGGAUCGGUGUCCCCAUGUGCCCAGGGUCAAGGGUCUGGUCCCCAGGAUGGCAUUAGCAGAAGCGGAGCAGCCAGUACCAGACAUCAAACUCAGGACUUUGCAUUUGCCAGGUCUCGUCACAAAUGUGGUGACUUAACUUCCCUUAACUUCUGUCCUGGGGUGCCCACACCUGCCUCCUCUUCCUGCUGCUGUCGUUGAGGAACGGUGAGGGGAAUCCCAGCCUCCCAGGCUGCACGUGACUCAGUGGACUGCAGCAGAUGCCAUCACAUGUGAGCAGCCAAGUCCAGAGAAGCAGCGAUGAGGCCUGGGUCACACAGAUCCUUGGGGACGGACUCCUGCCCCUGAGCGAACCCCACCCACUAAGAGCCUGCCAUCCUGACGACGCCCAGCCCAGAACAGACACCCGGGAGGAAGGAAGAGCUGUCUGAGUGCUGACGGGAUGGAGCCUUGUUACCGUCCUGUCUGCUUCUGGCUCCUACACAGUCAGAGGCCUAGAAGAGUCCCUGCACAGCUGCUUUGGAAAUCUCACCCCAAAAGGAAGCAGUGUGGAUGCUGCCCUGGGAAGAGGUGCAGUUGGACAGGUGCUCCCUUUACUAAAGGUGAGUGUGAAUGAAGAGUCUGAAGGGCCCCAGACCUUCGGGGCUGAGGGCUGUGCCAGCUGAGGCCAACUGCCCUGCCUGACCCCUUCCUCCACUGGGAAGGCGCAGUCUGAGCAUCAGGAGAUGGCGCCGGUGACAGGAACCUGAACCAGUCACUGUGGGCCCACAAGGACCUCUGAGCUCUGCUCAGGGUGAGCUCAGGACUUUCUCUCUCAGCUGCCCUGCUGUCAUGGAGGUGAGCUGCCCAUCAACCAGGGUCCUUCUGUGAGGAGGGUCUGUUUGUGGUGAUGCCAUUCCCCGCCCAGAGGCAUCGAGGGAGAAAGCUGCAACUCCGACCCCCAGCUCUAGCUGAGCAGCCUUGCGUGGUUACAGUAAGUGUGCUCCAUGCCGGCCUGAAGCAGCCCCCACAGCCCUCAAGUCGUUCUUUAGCUCUGUCACCUGGAGAUGGAGCAGAGAGGGACCCUGGUCCAUAGCCCUCCUGUUGAGCUUCCUUUUUCUGUCAGAGAGCUGGAAGCUUCCCCAGUCUGCCUCCAGGAAGCCCUCCUCCAAUGCAGGCAGAAUUUAGCAACGCCAACUUUCCCUCAGUAUUCAUUCAUCAACUGUGGGCCACAUCCACCAAGCUGUAAUUUCCCCCUACGCCUGAAUGGAUGGGGUGUCAUUUUAUAUUUACUGCAUUUCAUGUUGUUGGUAUUAGGAAUAGAACUCGGUGCCUUUGCAGAGCUACAUCCACAGUCUUUUUCUCACUUUUAUUUUGAAGCAGUCUUGCUAAGGGUCUUCGUUGCCCAGGCUGGGCUCCAUCUUGGAUCCUCCUACCUCAGCCUAAAGGUGUGAGCCAGCACUCUAGGUUUACAUUCAUACUCAACCUUGCUUCCUUCCUUCCUUUUUUUCCUUCCUCAUCCCCGGGGAGGUCCCAUCCAGCAGUGCAGUGCCCUCAAGUUCACUGGGAUCCAGAGGCAGGAACUCGGCCCUGUUGCAGUGAGACGCAGCCCUGCACUGUGGGCCUCUGGGGUUCAAUUUAGGACAGGGCUGGAAGGCAUCGCCCCAAAGACCAGAAGACUUUAACUAGCGUUGGGUUCCCUGCUGCACAAGCUGGGAGAACUGGAAGCCGCGCCGCUCGAUGACUACGGGAGGACGCUAGAGGGCUGGGGCUGAGGGGAGACAAGGCUGUCCCAGAACCAGGAACCCAGGGACAGGGCAGGGACAGGGUCAGCGCAGAUGCAGAGGCUGAAAAGGGGAUUCCCGCAAGGUCUUUGCCGGGCGGAUACGGUCUGGUCCCUGGCCAUCCGCGCCUGUCUGUCCUUCGCGUCCUGGAUCUGUACUCCUCUGCGAGAACCAGAGAGCAGAGGGGGCUUCACAAGCGCUGGAGGAGGUCAGAGUCACCAACGAAGCGUGGGUACAGCCUAGAGCGGCUAGCACCGGAAACAGUCUGGCGCACUUCCGGCCGCGCAGACUACUGCGCUACAGUACAGCUGAGGGGUCUUUGUCGGGGCAAGCGUUCUCUAGAGAACUUCGAGUCGAGCUGUUUCUCUGUCUGCGGAGUCAUGGUAAGGGAGCACGUGCAGUGCUUUACUUUUCCUCCUGCCUUUGGUAUUUGUGGCUUUCCCAGCCAGGCCGCAGUUUUGUUAACCUGAGAUGUGGUGGGGGCCGCUUCCUCCUGCAGCGUGGGCCUGGCCUCCUUUCCUGCUGGCCCGAUUGGCACAUUCUAUGAUGAGAGGCAGAUUCAUUCA